Messenger RNA from Ectocarpus sp. CCAP 1310/34, 738 nucleotides. The record is from the annotation of a GenBank genome assembly. Lineage: Eukaryota; Phaeophyceae; Ectocarpales; Ectocarpaceae.
AUGCUCAACAAGCAGAUGAAGCGGCUGCUGCGGGGCAAGCACACCGCCUACAGCGCGUCGGCGGUCGCAGGCGCCCGGUCGGGGAAGGUGAAGCCACCGGAGCUCUCUACGUGGUGCAAGGAAUCGUGGGAGUCCAUCACCCCCGAGACGGUGAAGACUUGCUUCAAGAUCUGCGGUCUCACGCUCGCGCUCGACGGCAGCGAAGACCACGCCUGGUGCGAGCACAACUUCGGGGAAGACUACCCCGACCUUCUCGAGGAGCAGCACGCCGUGUGGCUCGCUGAGCACCCCGACGUGACUCCCCCGCCGCUCAAGCUGCCGAAGGUACCAGGGGGGUUUGACUCCAACUCCAUCACGGCUGCUCAGAAGGAGGUCGAGGGGAAGUUGCUGCCCUACGUCGCUGAUGAGAGCGACAGCGAGGUGGAGGUCUUGGAGGGCGACAGCGACGUGGAAGUCGUGGAGGGGCAGGGGGGCGGGGGCACCGAAGGAGAAGUAGUCGAACUUUGGAUCAUAGUUCUUUGUGAUUGCCAGUGAGAUUGGAUGUUUUUGCGAUGGUAGGGGCGCGGGCACGAAGUAGAGUUCAACCCGCCUGGGAAGUACAGUAGUAUGAAAUUGGUAGCUCGUAGUUGUAGUUUGGUGUGAUUUUUUACUUCGUUUUUGGUUUCAUCCGCGUUUAGAAUUGUUGAGUGGAUGCCGUUUGCCGAUUUGCCGAUGUUGAUUCUUCAGAACGAAAAGAAG